Molecule: messenger RNA, 1158 nt
Organism: Recurvomyces mirabilis
Lineage: Eukaryota; Fungi; Ascomycota; Dothideomycetes; Mycosphaerellales; Teratosphaeriaceae
Exons: 1
Coding region: 1-1158 (385 amino acids)
Biological process (GO): GPI anchor biosynthetic process
Cellular component (GO): endoplasmic reticulum
Source: RefSeq, a predicted model, not a curated record
AUGCCACCGCAAAGCAGGGGCGACAAGCCUUCGAAGCCUCCGCCACUACCUUUGCCAGCAGGUUUCCAGUCGAAGUCGACUCCCAACCUCCCUACCCUUCGAUCACUUGCCGGACAUGGCCAGACUGAUAGCAAUACGAAUGCGUUGCCAAAUCCACUCAAUCCAAGCACGGCUGCGGGAGAUGAUAUUCUUCCCUCGGGUCGCAAGUCCAUAGAUGAUGUAUCCGUGGACUCUUCGAUCGAGCCGCCAUCACUGUCACCUACCUCAAGCGAGAACGACGAUGUUUCAGAAGAGGAGGAAGAUGGGCACGUAUCGAGCCUGCCCACCAAGCCAUCGCUUCGUCACCAUCAAUACUCUCGGUCAUACACAUAUCUUUCACCUUCAACUUUCGCUCCGCCUUUCUACAAUCGACCACGAACACCACUACCCCCAUCUCCCUCCUUGACAUCCCUUCUCCGACCGUCCUUCACGAGUAGACCUACGACACCCGACCCGUCAAGCGAUGAAGGAGGAGUACCACCGAUACGAGCCGAUCAUACUGGCACUCAAACACCGAACUCCGCCGCUGCGUCAACUUUGACGAGCACAUUCCGAUCAGCAAAGCCCAUACCACGAGCGAGUCCGAAAGUACCGACAUAUGAGUACUAUGGCUUCACGCUAUAUCUCACCAGUAGUUUGGUGUUCAUAGCAUAUGUCCUCUGGUCCUUUUUACCUUCGCCGUUCUUACAUCAGCUCGGCAUCUACUACUACCCGAAUCGCUGGUGGGCCUUGGCCGUGCCUGCCUGGACGGUCAUGUUCCUAGUCUACAUCUACGUCGCGCUGGCAUCGUACAAUACUGGCUACCUCACCAAGCCGAUGAACAGCGUGGAGUGUCUGGUGGACGAGGCUGCGAAUAUUGCUGUGGUAGAUGCUCAAGGGAGGAUUGUCAGAGAUGAUAGGCCUUCGUGGCAGGUUGACGAUAAGGCUGGACAUGGUACGAGGAAGGGUAAGGGCAAGCAUGGUGGGCAUAGUCGCCAGACUAGUCUUACGAAAGCUCAGAUGAAUUCUGAGUUGGAUUGGAGGAGUUUGUGGAAUGAGGGGACGGAUGCUGUUAUGGAUAUACCGCUUGGUGGUGUUUGUGAGAUAUUGUAUGGGCAGCCUGAGGACGAGCAUGGGUGA